Molecule: messenger RNA, 2361 nt
Organism: Micropterus salmoides (largemouth bass)
Lineage: Eukaryota; Metazoa; Chordata; Actinopteri; Centrarchiformes; Centrarchidae
Gene: mks1
Product: MKS transition zone complex subunit 1
Exons: 18
Coding region: 266-1960 (564 amino acids)
Biological process (GO): cilium assembly
Cellular component (GO): MKS complex
Source: RefSeq, a predicted model, not a curated record
ACUAUUCUUUUGUCGUGCUGGAUAGCCUGUUAGCUUGUUAGCCUGUUAGCUUCUCGUUGAAGCAGUUCCACCAGCUGUUUCUUCGUUUACAUUGGUGUUUACAUUUGCAAACGCUGCAAGCGGUUAACGAAUACAUUCGCACGUUGUUGCGAGUUUACAGACGACAAAAAAAUAGCCGUGUGCUAACUCUAGCUAACAGAAAUUGCUAGCUAACAAAUCAAACCAACAACGUUAUCGUUUCUUGAACUUCCUAAGUUAGAUAUUAAUGGCAGACUGUUGGAACACAGAUACCGGAGAAGCUGUGUAUCGGUCCCGGGAUGCUGUCAAAAACUUAAGAAUAAAGGUGCGCAUAGAGAGGAUGACCUCAACAGCAGCCCUCUCUCAGCACCUCCAGCACCAAAUUCUUUCCCAGCAAGAAAGAGGAGCAAUUGAAAUGGAAACACUCACCUCACAAGGCCAGACAGGUGAUAAUGAAGAGGAGCUGGUGGUGGGCUGGCAGGAGAAACUCUUCAGUCAGUAUGAGAUGGAGCUGUUUCAAAACGAGGCAGCAUGUCAGACCCCUCUGGACCGUCAGUAUCACACAGAAGUUAAGGCCCUGAACAGGGCCAAGGGUAGACCAAAUCACAGGAUUUUCACAUACACUGAUCAUGACCGCUACACUAGCUGGCUUCCAUUCCACCAACUGCAGCACUCCAUUGACUUUUUGACCACAACUAAAUCCAGCCCCACAUUCCUGGCUGAAAGGAUGGCCAGCGUGAGACACAGACGGCAGGACAGACGCACUAUGGAUUGUAGUAUCCCUAAGUCAAAGAUCAUCAACUGGGAGCCCACAGAGGAAUUUGUGAAGAGCAGUCAUGUGGUGAAUAGUACCAUGCAGGCCAUGCACAUCAUGGCAGACCUAAGCCCCCCUGGAAGGCUGGGCCAGAAAGAGUAUGAAUGUUUGCUGGUAACCAUAAAAACAGAUGGCAGUGGAACAGUUGUUGUAAAACCUGACUUCAACAAAGGCAAAGAGCCCUACAGGAUUGCAUCAGAUGGGAGGAAGAAUGAAGUUUGGCGUCUCACUGUCGAGAAUGUAUCCACACCCAUGCAACCAGAGGAAAAGGAGAGGGAGGAGAACAUGUACAAAGAUCUGUAUGUACGGCACAAGGAGUACCUCAAUAGCCUUGUUGGACAUGACUUUGAAAUGCCUCCUGGGGGUGUUCUGCGGUACCUGAUGAAUGGAGAGAUAGUCUUAGCCAAAGGCUUUGAAUAUGAUAACUUAUACAUCCACUUCUUCAUGGAACUGCCCAAUAAUUGGUCCAGCUUACCAUUUCAGUCUCUCUCAGGAGUUACCCAGACCUGCCGUACCAAAACAUUAGGGAAGGAAAAUGUAGCUUUCUUCAGUUACCCCUUCAGCUUUGAGGCUUUCUACAUGUGUGAAAAGGAGGGUGAAGAGUUAAUUCCCCAGUGGCCAGUGCUCUACUUCAAGGUUCUUUCUCUGGACUCCUGGCAGCGCUAUCGAACUGAAGGCUAUGGCUAUCUGCUUUUUCCUGCCGUGUCUGGUAAACAUACAAUAACAUGCCAUACAUGGAGACCCCUUCAAACGGGGACUGUGUCUGCACUGAGGCGCUUCUUUAUUGGAGGUUCUCCGGAGCUUGAAGACCACAGUUACAUCAGAAUACCAGGGACCUUCAAGGGAGAGAGGCUGAGUCGCUUUGGCUUUUGCACUGAAACCACAGGAAGUGUGACCUUUAAUCUGCACUGCAUCCAGCAAGCCAGGGCCUUUGUUGAUGCCACCAUGCUGAAGAAGAGGAGGCAGAAAGUUUUUGACCAGCUGGGAGGCUUUAGCCAGCAAGGAUCUGUUUGCACCAUCCUGGAGGCCUUCCAGAGGGCGAGGAGGAAGAUGCAAGAUGCCAGAGAAAGUCUUCCCAAAGACCUCAUCAACACCACCUCCCAACACAGGAUCGAAUCCUCUGCGUAGGCUUGAGAAAGGGUGGACUGUCAUUUUGUAAAAUUUAUAUUUUUUUAAGCCAAAUGGCUUAGGAAAAAACUAUUUUGGGGUGACAUUACCAGCAAGUAAAAGUUGUCAUUUAAAAUAUUGCACAUUUACUGUGUUUUCCUAUCAACAGGACUAUAGUCUAAUGUAACGAGUCAGAGAGAAGAAAAGUGUCUGAUUGGUAUUUAUACUUUGUAAAGACAUGUUGGGAGGAGUACUGAAUAAGGAGCAAAGCCAAUAUGCCAAAUGAGUUUGGUAUCACUAUGCAUUGUAUUAUAUGUACAGUCAAUGUUUGUCUCAGAUUUGAGUAAAUACUCUCACAAGUUACAGACAGUGAGGCUUGUGAAAACUGAUAGAAAGAAAAUAAAACUGUUUUUAGAUUUGAA